AUGGCAUCUGAUCAAUGUCAAGGCAGCACAGGUAAGUAUGUAUGGCCUGAGCUGCUGGGAGUGGAGGGGACAGUUGCGGAGGCAACAAUUGAGAGGGAGAAUUCUACCGUCAAAGUUGAGGUGGUGUUGGAAGGAACCAUUGUCCCUGCAGAUUUCGUAUGCGUACCUGACAGGGUUCGUGUUUGGGUCGACACAGAUGGCUUGGUUACUAGGGUUCCUGUAAUUGGUUAA
Molecule: messenger RNA, 231 nt
Organism: Prunus armeniaca (apricot)
Lineage: Eukaryota; Viridiplantae; Streptophyta; Magnoliopsida; Rosales; Rosaceae
Source: the annotation of a GenBank genome assembly